Menidia menidia (Atlantic silverside) is the source of this 5640-nucleotide messenger RNA. NCBI's taxonomy places the organism in Eukaryota, Metazoa, Chordata, Actinopteri, Atheriniformes, Atherinopsidae. The record is from the annotation of a GenBank genome assembly.
AAAGGGAAAAACAGAGGGAGGGAUUUGUCCAGUCCAACUAUUGAGAAAUACCGGGGUGAAGGACCUAUAAAGCCUCUGUUACUUCUGAGCCCUCGUCAGAACAGGAAAAGUAAAAGGAGCAACACAAUGAAGUCCAUCACUGUUUUGAUACUGCUCUUGAUCGGCAUUGUGGGAGGUUUAGCGGAAAACAGAUUCUUUGUCUUUGCCCCAAAUGUCUUUCAUCUUGGAGUUAAAGAGAAAGUGUUUGUCCAGAUGGAAGGGGCUUAUCUUGAAAUACCUGUCAAACUGUAUUUGGAGACAGAAAAAGGGCUCCUUAUGUCUGAAAAGGUUGAUGCUGUUCAUGAUGAAGGAAAGAAAACUACAACAGUUGAGCUCAUGAUAAGGAGGGAUGAUUGGAUCAAAUUUCUGGAAGAGCGUUCAAACCAACAUAAUCCUCCAUACCUCAACCUGAUAGCGGAGGACUCAUACGUAGAUCCCAAAACCAAUCCCAAUCAUAGAAAGAUGACAAGAGUUCUAGUUUUACAUCGUAGGGGAUAUAUCUUCAUUCAGACCGAUCAGCCAAUAUACAAUCCAACACAAAGAGUGCAAUACAGAAUAUUCACUCUUGACCACAUGUUACGGCCAAAUGAGGAACCCAUCUUUAUAUCAGUAAUUAAUGCAGCUGGAAGCACAGUUAUGAAAUCCUCUAGGGUUGCCCCAGGAGGGAUCUACAGAGCCCAAUUUUCCGUGCCCAGCGUUUCCAAAAUGGGAAUAUGGAAGAUUAAAGCCCACUAUGGAGAUGAUCAACAACAUGCAGCAGUCCGAGAGUUCAAAGUCCAAAAAUUUGUUUUACCAAGUUUCGAUGUGAAUAUCGCAACGGAGCAGCGCUACAUUUUGCUGAAUGAUGCAACUCUUGACUUUACCAUCUCAGCAAUGUACACAUAUGGGGAGAAAGUUAAAGGUGCCUACCACUGUCAGUUUGGAGUUGUUACAAAAAGUACAAACAGGCCUGACCUUAUCAGGGGAUUGGAACUGAUGGGUUCGGUCCAGGAUGGAGCUGCAAAAGUUACUAUUGGGUUAGAACAGAUUAACUCCCAACUCAAAGCAAAGCAGAACCAAACUCUCUCUGAUUUAUGGAAAAAAGGAUCCCAGAUCUAUUUUGGAGUUUUUGUCACCAACAUUCAAAGUGGUGAGAUACAAGAAGCAGAGGUUCACCUUCCUAUCCUCUCCCAAAGAUACACAAUAGAUCUCUCACGAACUCGCUCUCAUUUCAUUCCUGGAUUUCCACUUGAUGUGGUGGCAGUCAUCAGUCACCCAGACGGCUCCCCAGCAGCAGGUAUGAACGUGAAUAUAAAAGCCUUGGAGGAAUCUCGGGAAUACCUUACUAAUCAGGAAGGGAUGGUGUUCACUACCUUUAAUAUUCAACAGAAAGAUUCACUUACAGUUGAAGCUGAAGUGUCUGUAGGUGACCAGCAGGAGAGGAAAACUAUAAAACGCGCCGUGUCUCCAACUAACAGUUUCCUUUAUAUGGCCACGUCCUACAAAUUGUACUCUGUGAAGGAUGUCCUUAAAAUAACAUUCAGCACCGUCAAUGCCCCAAGCACAGGUCAUAUAUACUACAUGGUAAUAAGUCGUGGGAUCAUAGUAAAUAACGGUGCUCUGAAAAUUGGUGUAUUAGGAGAAAUUAGCCUUCAGAUAACAGCCGAGUUGCUUCCAUCUUUCCGUGUGGUUGGCUAUUAUUACAACGCCAAUGGUGACAUCAUAGCUGACUCAAUUUGGGUGGACGUCAGAGAUGAAUGCGAGAUAACUGUCAAGGUAAAACAAGAAGGGUCAUCUGAGCCUGGGAAAAUACCAGCUCUACACUUUGAUCUCCAUGGUCAGAGAGCCAAAGUGGCUCUGCUGGCUGUGGAUAAGGCCUUCUAUGCUCUCAAUUAUGCCAAUAAACUCACAGCUAAACAGGUGUUUUCUACCAUGACUUCAUAUGACCUUGGCUGUUCCUCUGGUGGAGGAAAUGACUCACUAUCAGCUGUAGUGGAUGCUGGCCUGUCUUUUGUGUCUAAGUCCAAGUCAAAGUCGAGACAAGAUUUCAAAUGUAAUUCUGAAUCUGCACGUCCAAGACGUUCUGCGGAUGCUCAGCAGAAGUUGAAGGACUUAAUUUCAGAAUCGAAUUUUGACGCAGAGGCCCAGGAAUGUUGCUCACAAGGUUUUUCUGUCAUCCCUAUGAAACGAACAUGCGAGGAAAGAAGGAGGAGGGUCCUUCUUGUGAAAGGGAAUGAAACUUGUGCUGAUGCUUUUCUAAUAUGCUGCAAAGAAGCAGAGAAGCUAAUAAAAGAAAAGAUGCUAGAAAAUGCCCAGAGUGGAUUUGGCAGAACUGCGACCACAGCUGACAUUGAAGAGUUCUUCUUAAACGCUGCUUCUCAGUAUAUAAGGCGAUUUUUUCCCCCAAGCUUUGCGUUCACAGAAUUUGAUGUGAAUGGUAAAAAAAGGCAUUCUUUGGCCCUGCCUGACUCCAUCACCACAUGGGAGGUUCAGGUUGUCACUUUAUCUGCAACAACUGGUUUCUGUGUUGUAAAGCCAUAUGAGAUCAAAGCAUUUAAGAAGGCAUUUGUGUCUCUGAGGCUGCCUUACACAGUCAAGAAAUAUGAGCAAAUGUCUAUUUCUCCCGUUAUCUACAAUUAUGCAGAUGAAGAAAUCCAGGUGGCAGUGCAUAUGGAACAAACAGAAGGACUUUGCUCUCCAGCUUCAGCCACCACAAGCUCUUUUGUUAACAUCACCGUGGGGAGUCACUCCUCACAGUUUGUCUCCUUCUCUGUCGUCCCUAUGAAAACCGGGUCGUUACCUAUUAAAAUACGUCUUUAUGAUAUUGAAAAAGAGUGGGGAAUCGAUGCAAUAGAAAAAAAAUUAAACGUACUGACUGAAGGAAAGGUCGAGAGAGAGGAGAUAACUAAAGUGAUUAAAUUAGAUGAAGGAUCCUCAAAGACCCUUCCUAUUGAUGGCACCUUACCAGGCGAAAGAGUUCCUGACAGCGGCUACAACAUAUUUGUUUCAGUGGAAGGGGAUGGGUUUGAAAAUUCAUAUGCAAGGAAACUCCUUUCUCCAGAGACAGUUUCUCAGAUGAUUAAAUUACCAAGAGGAUGUUUAGAACAGACAUUGACAAAUCUGACCCCUACAAUUUUUGCACUCCGCUACCUUGACUUGAGUGACCAAUGGUUUGGCCUGCCUCCUGGUAAAAGAGAUGAGGCUCUAUAUAACGUUGAGACAGGUUAUAGGUGGAUUAUAGAAUACCACAGGAACAAACUAAACAGAUUUGAUUCAUCAUAUAAAUCAUUUUCAUCCGUGCCAUACAGUAACUGGGCAACUGCCCUAGUUGUGAAAAUCCUGUCAUUGAUAGCAGAGCGUCAGAAUGCAACUGUUGGACUUCUAGGUCGACCUGCUGACCUCGUACCAGAAGAAGAGAUCUGGCAAUCAGUCAAUUACUUAGUCUCCCAACAACAAGAUGAUGGUUCUUUCCCUGACCCAAAUCCUGUUUUACACAGAAAUAUGCUGGGAGGCGCUGACCCGGACGCUUCCAUGACUGCUUUUAUUACUCUUGCACUGAAUUGGGCCCGUGGCUUCCUGACAUCAGAUAAUCAACCCAAAGUGAGAAAAAGUAUAUUAGAAGCAACAUCGUUUCUCCAGACCAAGUUUUCCGACCUUGAGCAUCCCUAUGCUGUGGCCAUAUCCGCCUAUUGCCUCUCAGUCUGCUUACCGCAGGAUGCAGAUCGGUCAUUUGCAUGGAAGAAACUUCAAUCAAUGGCAACAAAAACAGAGGAUGACUGCUACCUGUGGACAAAUAAUCCUAGCCCGCAGAAUCAAAAGAAAUCAGAUGCCAUAACAAUAGUAACGACAGCAUACGCCCUUCUAACUGCAGUGGCAGUUGAUGAUAUGGAAUGGGCAGCUCAAAUAGCCUGCUGGUUAUCGACCCAAGAAAAUUAUUUUGGUGGCUUUCGAUCAACACAGGAUACUGUUGUGGCUCUCGAAGCUUUGUCAGAAUAUGAACUGAAGAGGCCCAAAAGACCUGACUCAAAGAUAAAGGCACAGUUCACAGUCAAAGGAAGGAAUGAAGUUGUUGAAAUUAAAUUGGAAAGUGGGAAGGAGAAGGUGGAAAUAGACCUAAAGACGGCAAAGGCUUACCACCUGCUGGACCCUGAGUAUACCUGUGAUGGCCUUUCUAUAAGUGUAGCAGUGGAGGGGAAAGUGAAGUACACAGCAAAGAUUUUAGAAAAUUAUGACUAUAACUAUGAUUAUGAUGCCAAUGAUGAGAGGGGGGAGCGAGUGCCAGAUUCUGUCAGUGAGUGGUUUGAUACUGGACGGCGAAACAGAAGAGAUCUGGAAAACAAUGUCAAUUCAGAGAACUUCGUUACAUACACUGUGUGUGUCAGACUUGGCCCAAACAGCAACCUUACAGGAAUGGCCAUUGCUGACAUCACAUUACUGAGUGGCUUUAUGGCAAUUGAGAGAGACCUGGACAGGCUAAUGGAGCCACCUGAACAAUACAUUACCCAUUAUGAGCUCUCCUAUGGAAAAGUACUGAUCUAUUUCAAUCAGCUCUUUGAAAGAGAAGAAUGUUUCAGUUUUGAUGCUGAACAAACAGUUCAAAUUGGGCUUCUGCAGCCCGUUCCAGCUGUGUUUUAUGAUUAUUAUGAACCAAACAGAAAGUGCACUGUGUUCUACGCAGCUCCAAAAAGGAGCAGGAUGGUGUCCAAACUGUGUUCAGGGGACGUGUGUCAGUGCGCAGAAAGACCCUGUCAUAAAUUACAGGACACAUUCAAAAAAUAUAAAGUAGGCACAUCUUCCAAGGCUACCCGGAUGGACCAUGCUUGCUUUUUCCCUACUGUGGAUUACGCGUACAUUGUUACAGUGCACAGUGUAUCUGUGAAGAGCAACUUCGAGCUGUACAAAACAAACGUAACUGAGGUCCUCAAAUUCAAUGGAGAUAUGCAUGUUAGUAAGAAUGCGGUUCGAGUGUUUGCCAAGAGGCUUCACUGCAAGGGGCAGUUGGACCUGGGAAAACAGUAUCUCAUCAUGGGCAAAGAUGGCGCCACAACCGACUUAGAUGGACAGAUGCAGUACCUCUUGGAGUCGAACACCUGGGUCGAACAAAAGCCACUGGCUGAAGAUUGUAAAAAGUCUGCCCACAGACGUGCUUGCACUCAGUUUGAUGAGUUUGUAAAUGAGUACAAGCUGGAUGGCUGCACACAGUAAAACCAACCACAGAUCUAUUAACUUUCACUGCAGCUUGUGGACAGCAUGUUCUUUUGUAACAAAGCCUAGAUGCUGUUUUGUCAUUUUUAACUGUUUGCAAUGUUUUGAGUCUUUAUUAGAAUAAAAGUAAUCCAUCACUGAUAAGUACUGUUGCUGAUACAGCUUGAUUCACCACUUUGUCAUUGUAAGUUACAACUUAAUCUUUCUUUUUAAUACAUGACUGUUUCCAUUAAGAUAAACACUGCUAAAAGUCAUCCAGCAAAUGCCUCUGAAUGUUUAUCAGUACUUGUAAAUGUUGAUGUAAUGGCCAAAAAUUAAACCCAGCUCUGAAAUAGAUUUUUGAAAAGUCAUCUCAAAAAUAUACUUUGUUCUUUCAUGUUUUUCCCAGCAGUGUGAUUCAGUUUGAUUUAGCUUUCC